AUGAAGAUCAUGAGGAACUACAAGUCUCUACAUCUGUUCCUUCUUCCCAUUUCUGUACUCCCCCUCCUUAUCUGUCCUGCGUCUGCCACUUCAGGAUCUGACUAUGACUUUGGAGCCCACCCACGCUUUAUUUGCACUCCUAUCCCUGUAAACGCAGACCCUGCCUGUUCCCCCGCUGCAGGUCCAAGUGUAGGGGCUACAGGGCCCAGCGGACAGAGUCAUCAAAGUGCACCCCCUGCUGGCUGGUGGGGGGCAAGCGAGGAGGCCAAAGCCACCAUCCUACACCUCAGGGAGAGCUUGGUCCAGCAGAAAGAGACCAUCCUGGACCAGAGGGAGACCAUUAGGGAGCUGACGGCCAAGCUCGCUCUGUGUGAGGGCCUCGCACGGGGCCCUGCAUCUCAUGAAGAGCAUCAUGGAAUAGCCUCGCGCUUGCAUCACACAGGGCUGGCCGGCCACCACACGUUUGCAGACAACGGGCACUAUAGCAACCAUCAUAGUCACCAUGGAAACAGUAACCUCGUUCCGGACUCACUGCUGUACCCCUCUGCGGGGGGGCAACGAUCUGAUGGAGGGCACAGCAGCAGCAGCAGCAGCAGCCAGGGGAAGGAUAAACAUGUGGCAAGAGGGGACAUCACUUCAUCACCUGAGCACAUGGAGAGGAUGCUGCAGGCCCUGAAGGAGAGGCUGGAGAACCUGCAGGUGAGCAAACUUUUCCAACUAUCUGUCAAUGAGGAUAUUAUUAAACUGGGGAGAAGAACAUGAAAGUUAAAAAACAUAACUAGUUAAAUGUCUGCCUCAGGUGAUUUGCCGGGUGCCCAUAUAUGGCUUUUCCUUGUUUAAGCACAUUAAUGCUGUUGUCAUCAGUGUCCCAAAGUAGUAUUUCCAUUUAGAAUCUGAGUUAACAAUGAGUUACCUAAUCCCAUAAAGCCGCUCACUACAGCGGCAACAGGGUCACUUUGAUGUCCGUAAGAGGAAAUCAAAGCAGGAGCAGCAAUUGGCUCAGAGUUGGACGUCACUGGUUUAAGAUACUCUUUAACAAGGUUAAAAUCUGGCUGGACAUGCCAGAGAUUUUUUUUUUUCAAACAUGCCCGAAUAUUUAUCUGCCCUCAACCUCAUAGACAGAUGUCAGGAGCUGCUGCGAGUUUAUGGUGGUCGGGGGGAGUGCUGCAUGAGUCUAGCAUCAGCUGUAAUUAUUGUGAUCUCCCUUGACAGACUGGUAAUCAGGGCAUGUACCAGAACAAAGCCAGGAUUACCUGAGAGGUAGAGAGGCAGAUACAGGGAGACAUUCAGACUAACACCACACCUGACUGUUGUUUUCAACAUAGUUACAUUUGUAGUGAAUUCUAAUAGUGGGAUUAUGAUGUCCAAAACACACUUGGGUUUGUAGACCGCAGGUUUGCAGAAGCUUGCGUGAUCCUUUCGGGCUCCUAAAACGAAGCCAAGGGAUUAAGAAACAGGAAGUCUUUUUUGUCAUCAUGACCUCACAUGUGUUUUUCCCUCCUCCAUGCAGAAGAGGAACACGUCUAUCACUUACUCCAGCUCUCUGAAAGACCUCCUUCAGAGGAAGAUCAACGCUCUGGAGCAGCAGCUGCAUCACAACACCGCCACUCUCAGCAGCACAAACGCUCACCACGAUGAAGACGACGCCGGCCACAAAAACGAUGGAGGUCACCACGAUGAUGAUGAUCAUCACCAUGACGACAAUGGACACCCCAAUGACCACAAGGACGACCAUAAUGACAGAAGUCACAGUACCAGUGGGGAUGACACCGACCAUCACGAUGACAGCCACAGUAGUGACCACCAUGACACUGGGGAUGACCAUCACGACCAUGAUGACCAUCGUGACCAUGAUGACCAUCGUGACCAUGAUGACCAUCGUGACCAUGAUGACCAUAAUGACCAUGAUGGCGUCCACCAUGAGGAAGAGGAUGAUGAUGAACACCAUGAUAAUGAAGCAGACAGUCACAGUUACCUUUCACACACGGCAUACAGAAUACCAGGUCCACGCGGCAGUUUCCACACAAACAAACUGGAGACCAUGCUCAACCAGCUGCACCUCACAGGUACACGACCACUGUAGCAACUAGACAGUAUCAUGUAUUUAUCAUAUAUAGUGUUUCACCAUUAAUGAACCAACUUUAGUUUAAGAGGAAGUUAUAUAAAAUACAUAUUCUUAAGCUCCAGAAUAUUACAGAGUCUAAAAAGUAGUUAAAUCAGCAUAAUUUAACUAUUAAUUAAUUAAUGCAGAAAGUCUAUACUUGAUGGUAAAGAUGACACAACUCUGGUGGUAUAACAGCAUUAUUGUGCAUUCACUGAAUGACAUUGGAGAGCUGUGAUCAUUUCCUUAACUGCUGUUUUAAGACCAAUAAUAACCUUUUUUUUAAGCUAUCAGAAAAGUUGCUUUUACCUCAAUUGCUGAUCAAGACAAGACAAUUUGGACAUCUAUAUUAUAAAGGAUGAUAAACGGCUCCGUUAAGAAAUCUUAUAUAGGCUAUCACAACUGAAAACUGCAGAUCACAGCAGUCGCCACAUGGAGGACUUAAACUAAAGGGCUAUAUUUUUAUUUCUCACUAAACAGGUUCCAGCAGGAAGAAAUUCAAAAGUCCUGAUGCCUUCCAGAUCAGCUUCCCCAUGAGAACCAACUACAUGUACGGGCGGAUGAAGAAGACCCUGAUGCAGGAGAUCUUUGCUCUAACUUUGUGCCUUUGGAUCAAGGCCGGUGUUGGGCCAAGUCUGGGGACACCCUUCUCUUACUCUGCACCAGGACAGGCCAAUGAACUGGUUCUGAUUGAGUGGGGAAACAACCCCAUGGAGCUGCUGAUCAAUGACAAGGUGAGGGAAACAAAACACCAACUCUGCAGGAUUUUUGUUAAACUGAACAGAGCUCACAAAGAUAUCUGUGCUUAGUCUCACUUCUCACUAAUUUGUUGUCCUGUCCACAGGCUGUGACACUCCCCUUGUCCCUGAGAGAUGGCAAGUGGCAUCAUGUUUGUGUGACCUGGGCGACAAGGGACGGACAGUGGGAGGUGUACCAGGAUGGAGUCCAGAGGGGAUCUGGCAUGAAUCUCUCCCCAUGGCAUCCUAUCAAACCUGGAGGUGUAUUUAUCCUGGGACAGGAACAGGUAAAGUGGAUGAGUCAGUCUUAGUAAUUGCCCUCUGCAAAUGCAGUCUAAAAAAAGAAGUAAAGUCAUUUUCUUCCACUCAUCUGGCUCUUGUCUAUACAUCCACUAUCAAUUCUAUCUUAAUAGCGUUCUGCUUAUGAAUAAACAACAUGUGUCAGAUAAUGGAUGAAAACUGAACAGAUUACUAAAAGUAGAAGAAGAUUACUAAAAGUAUAGUUUAACCAAUUCUUUUUUAGAUAUUCAUUCGUUUGUUUCUCCUUCAUCUUCAGGACACUUUGGGAGGCCGUUUUGACGCCACUCAGUCAUUCGUUGGUGAGAUGUCAGACCUGCACAUGUGGUCACAUGUCCUGAGUGCGAGUGAUAUUUACAGCCUGGCGUCCUGCGGCAGUCAUCUCAGAGGAGAUGUCCUCGCUUGGUCUGAAACAGAGCUGGAGCUUCAUGGCGGCGUCUCCAAAUACCCCUUUGAUCCCUGUCAUUGAGAGGCUGUGACAUCAGAAGAACAUGAGGAUUUCUCUGAACGUACUGAGAGCACAUUUGAUGGAUUAAGAAUUCAGGAUUUCACAGAACUUCCUUUGACUUUCAGUCAUUUUUAGGAUGACCACCACUUGGAAUCACUGCCUUCCUUUAAACUUCUUCAGUGACUUCUUCGUCUUAAAAAAGAAAAGCACCUAUAAGUCUGAUGUGUGUUUACAGACACUUGGUAGGGACU
Molecule: messenger RNA, 3834 nt
Organism: Xyrichtys novacula (pearly razorfish)
Lineage: Eukaryota; Metazoa; Chordata; Actinopteri; Labriformes; Labridae
Source: the annotation of a GenBank genome assembly